CCUCACCCAGGAAAAAACCGGUCUGGUCCCCUCGUCCUCGGUGAACUAUUCCCCACUGUCACUACUGGGCACCACUCUCACGCAGCGGGAGGCGCGUGUCGUGAGCACACGUGUGGUUGUUUGCGUGCGCCAUGGCGAACCAGGACGUGGUGCUCCGCCCGGACAUGGGCGGCAUAGCUUCGGCCGCGGCCAUGCCGGGCUCCUCCAGCCGCCCGAUCUUCGCGUGCCGCGGCGCCGCGUCGACCUCCCUGCGGCGCCGCUCCGGCGUCGACGACGACUACGGCGCCCGGUCACCCUGCGCCACAAGCUGGGUCGUCCAGGCCAUGCGGGCGUCUUCGCCGGCUCGCUCCGCAGCUGUCGACGAGUACGCCGCGUGGACGAGGAAGCACCCGUCGGCUCUGGCUAGCUUCGAGCAGAUCGCGGCCUCCGCCAAGGGGAAGCAGGUGGUCGUGUUCCUGGACUACGACGGCACGCUCUCGCCCAUCGUCGCCGACCCCGACACGGCGUUCAUCACCGGCGAGAUGCGGGAGGCGGUGCGCGGCGUUGCGAAGCACUUCCCGGCGGCGAUCGUCACCGGCCGGUGCGUGGAGAAGGUGUGCAGCUUCGUAGGCCUCUCGGAGCUCUACUACGCGGGCAGCCACGGCAUGGACAUCAAGGGCCCAGGCUCCAACGCGGAGGAGGUCCUCCUGCAACCUGCUCGCGAGUUCCUCCCGGUCAUCGCCGAGGUCUACGAGGCUCUGGUGGAGAAGACCAAGAGCACGCCGGGGGCCAGGGUGGAGAACAACAAGUUCUGCCUCUCCGUGCACUUCCGGUGCGUAGAUGAAAAGAGAUGGAGUCCAUUGGCCGAGCAAGUCAAGGAGGUGCUCCGGGACUACCCCGAUCUCAGGCUCAACGAAGGCAGAAAGGUCCUGGAGAUCCGGCCGUCCAUCAUGUGGGACAAGGGCAAGGCCGUGGAGUUCUUGCUCCAAUCUCUGGGAUUCGACGGACGCAGCGACGUCCUGCCGCUGUACCUCGGGGACGACCGCACUGACGAGGAUGCUUUCAAGAUGCUGAGAAAGAGAGGUCAUGGCCUCGGCAUCCUUGUCUCCAAGUGCCCUAGGGAGACCGACGCCUCCUACUCUCUUCAGGACCCCACUGAGGUUAUGGAGUUCCUUCACCGCUUGGUGCAGUGGAAGCGCCGGCGAUCAUCAUCGUCAUCGUCAGCGAUGCGCGCAAGAGUGUAGCGCAGUCACAGACUGCCACAUCAGCGGCUGCUGCUGGCACUGAUUUAUCAAGAAGCUUCAGCAUGUUUAAUUAAGUACUCCCUCCGUAAACUAAUAUAAGAGCAUUUAGAAUACUAAAGUAGUGAUCUAAACGCUCUUAUAUUAGUUUACAGAGGGGGUAGUUUGUUAGCUAAUUUGGUUGUACUUAUUCCAUGCAUGUAAUAACCAUCGCCUAUGUCUAGUUCCCGCUUUUAGUUAACCUUUGUUGCAUGGGUUUGGAAGGCACUGCAUCUGCAAGUUAAGCGGCCCCCCUCACAAUUUUUUCUUUCUUUUUUCCGUUUUGUGGGUACAUUCCCCUGUAUGAUGACUCGUGAUUGCUGGCCAUACCAGUAAAAUGUAACAUAUGUAAGAAUCUUAAUGGCCAGAUUAAUCACCUUGUUUACUUAA
Aegilops tauschii subsp. strangulata is the source of this 1649-nucleotide messenger RNA. Its product is annotated as probable trehalose-phosphate phosphatase 8. Gene Ontology annotation, biological process: trehalose biosynthetic process. The record is from RefSeq and is a predicted model, not a curated record. Gene Ontology annotation, molecular function: trehalose-phosphatase activity. NCBI's taxonomy places the organism in Eukaryota, Viridiplantae, Streptophyta, Magnoliopsida, Poales, Poaceae.